Messenger RNA from Athene cunicularia (burrowing owl), 2771 nucleotides. Its product is annotated as leukocyte elastase inhibitor-like. Lineage: Eukaryota; Metazoa; Chordata; Aves; Strigiformes; Strigidae. The transcript is spliced from 8 exons. Gene Ontology annotation, molecular function: serine-type endopeptidase inhibitor activity. Bases 250 to 1443 code for a protein of 397 amino acids. Gene Ontology annotation, biological process: negative regulation of endopeptidase activity. The record is from RefSeq and is a predicted model, not a curated record.
GUGAAAACCAGAAGAAACAGGGCUUGUGUCUCCCACUUUACUGUGGGACCUUAAAAGCCAUUCUCCUGGUACUCUCUCUGUUUCACUUUCAUUUCCCCAGGCACGCUUCAUCUUCAGAAAUAAACUGGACAGGCAGCCAGAAAACACAGUGGUUGGUUUCCGUUUAAGACGAGGGACGACACUGCACUCCAUCAGCAAAGAAGCUGUCAGAGUCAGCUCUUCCCGGGAGAAGGCAUUGGCCACACCACGAUGGGCUCCCUCAGUGCAGCAAAUGCCAAGUUCUGCCUGGACUUCUUCAAAGAGCUGAGAAAAGUGAAAAUAAAUGAAAAUAUCUUCUUCUCCCCACUGAGCAUCUCAGCUGCCCUGAGCAUGGUCCAGCUGGGUGCCAGAGGCAACACAGCUGAAGAGAUGGAAAAGGUGCUUCAUAUUCAUGAGUUGUUGAACAUGACAAGUUUAGGAACCAAGAGCACCCCUGAAAAGUAUGGAGAAGCCGGAGGAGCCCCUUCUCAGUUCCAGGAGCUUCUGGUUGCCCUUGGCAAAGCUGGUGCUACAUGUUCCCUCAGCAUUGCCAAUAGACUCUUUGGAGAAGAGACUUUUCAGUUCCUUCAGCAAUACUUAGACUCCGCAAGGGAUUUGUACCACGCAGAGCUGGAAGCAGUGGACUUCAUUAAUGCUGCUGAAGAGUCCAGAGGGAAGAUGAAUUCUUGGGUGGAAAAGCAAACUGGUGGGAAAAUUAAAGAUCUGUUCCCUCCUGGCUCUAUUGAUAGCACAACAGUGCUAGCUCUGGUCAACGCUAUACACUUCAAAGGGCAAUGGGCUAUAAAAUUUGAGGACAAAAACACCAGGAAAAUGCCUUUCAGACUGAACAAGAGAGAGCACAGGAAUGUACCAAUGAUGUGUCGGACAGGAAAAUAUAAAUUAGCCAGGAGACAAGAAGACCAUGUGACAGUGCUGGAGCUCCCGUACAAUGGAGAAGAGCUCAGCAUGUUCAUUCUUCUGCCAGAAAACAUCUGUGAUGAGUCUACUGGCCUUGAACAGCUAGAGAGUGCUAUCACCUAUGAGAAAUUAGCAGAAUGGACCAACAUGGAGAAUGUGUAUCUGCAAGAAAUUACAGUAUACUUGCCCCGGUUCAGAAUGAAGGAGAGCUAUGAGCUCACAGCAGUACUGAAGGCUCUGGGGAUGAGGGAUGCCUUCAUCCUUGAACAAGCUGAUUUCUCUGGGAUUUCAACAGAGCCUGGGCUGUUCCUCUCCAGGGUCAUUCACAAGUCCUUUGUGGAAAUUAACGAAGAAGGCACUGAGGCAGCUGCUGCUACAGGGAUGAUUGUGUUUGCGUCGUCCUUCCACAUUCCUUAUGAGUUCAGAACUGACCACCCAUUCCUCUUCUUAAUCAAACACAAUCCAAGCAAGAACAUUCUAUUUUUUGGCCGAUGUUGUUCCCCCUAAGGCUAGAGUAGGUUCUACUUCUUGUUUUCCCAAAGAGAGCACAAUACUGUGGUAGAAAGGAGUAAGGCAUAAACAACAUGUUGCAAGUAUCACUGGCAUUUCCUGAUAUCCAUAAUCUUGAUCCCAAGAAAAAACAUGAAGCUGCUUUGGCAAGACUACUGGCAAAAAUUAUAAUGGGUCUUUCCUGUUUAGAACUCUUUCCCAAAUGAGAGGACAACUCUAAUGGAGCUUACUUCAUUUUUAUUUCAUUCUUAACCAUAAAAACUCUCAUUGGAGUUGGGUUGUCUAAACAGUUGGGUGAAGUGCUGUAUAUAUAAGAAGUCCAGAAUGAUGCUUCCCCUCUUUAGCUGUAUGGCAAGGCUAGUGGUGAGGCCAGCCUUCAGAAGCUGUUGCAGACCUUCCUCCCCAGCUGCCAGGUCCCAAGCCAGAGAUAGCUCGGUCCUGAACUCCCCACUUUCCUCCCACAUAUCUCCAGCACCCCCAACUCCAGCAUCUUAACACAACCAUGAGGGGAGGAUCUUGGCUGCCACGACGGUAGUGAAACCCACAGGUCAUGUUCAUCUCCUGAAGCUCCACACAGAUAUUGGGCAUGGAGAUAUAUAGCUGCAUUUGUCCCUCACUCUUCUCAUCAGGUACUCUCUCCAGCCCUUUCCUUUGGGAAGGACCUCUGAAGUGACAAGAGCCCUUCCCACAGGGAUAGAGACACAAAAGCUAUCCCUGGGCAGAGGUAAGCUGGUCUUCCUGUUCAGCACAGGGGAUAGAAGUCCUCCUCUGGUGGGCUCUGGGGGGUUAUGGUCUUUGCCUGACUGUGAUCCAGCAGCAAGCUUUUGCAGUGUGAUGCAGCAACUCCUGAGGGAGUGCAGGCUCAUCAGUGUUGUGCCGUAAGGGGUCCCUAAGGUGCGCUAAGGUCACCAGAGCAGUCCCAUUUCUCUGCUGUGCAAAUCUAAGCCACAAACACCUUCACAAUGAUGCUAGCCAUCUGUCUGAUAAAGCCUGGGCAGGUUUCAGGGGGAACCCAAAAGCCCUGCAGUGACAUGUUGUCUGACCACAAAAAGUGGACUGCACCUCCUUUGUCCUCAGCUGUGCCAUGCUGGUGUGUUGUUUCUGGCAAAAGCUGAAUAUUGAUUUCUUCCCAUUUUUCUCUCCUGCUGCAAGCAGCAUAUGUAGACACAUGGUCUGGCACAUUGCAUGCCAUGAGUGUAUGUGAUUUUCCAAAGCUUAGUACAUUUACAACAAUGAACUAUAACUUAGAAGUAAAUUUAACUAUAGUAAUCCUGUUAAACUGUAGUAGUUUCCUGAACCAUAUAGUGUGGCAGCAAUAAAGGUAU